Microdochium trichocladiopsis is the source of this 1818-nucleotide messenger RNA. RefSeq lists its product as uncharacterized. Bases 1 to 1818 code for a protein of 605 amino acids. Gene Ontology annotation, biological process: regulation of DNA-templated transcription. The transcript is spliced from 7 exons. NCBI's taxonomy places the organism in Eukaryota, Fungi, Ascomycota, Sordariomycetes, Xylariales, Microdochiaceae. The record is from RefSeq and is a predicted model, not a curated record. Gene Ontology annotation, molecular function: DNA-binding transcription factor activity, RNA polymerase II-specific; zinc ion binding.
AUGUCAGAAGACACGCCGAGUCUUGUGCAGUGCCUGACAAACUUUUCCGUAUGCUCGCCAUGCUCAAAUUCGGCAUACGAGCCGCCAGCUUAUGCUGCGCCAGUCGCAAACGACUAUAGCUACAUGCAUGAGAAGCUCUCAUAUCGCGAUGAAGAGGAGGCAGAAUCCAAUUACCAAGCUUCUCGUGUACAGGGCGAUCCGUAUAAGACCGCAGAUGUGGAUUCCCCCGCGCUCUCUUCCUACCCGCCGUUGCAGCCAAGUCGUGAUAUGAUCACGCAGCCAAGUACGCGCAGCGAGAGCAUGGUCUAUCAUAAUUUCAACACUGCCCGAGACCACGCGGGAGAUCCACGCAUCGAAACUCCCACUACUGCGACAGGACAUCCCGCAACUGUUGGGCACUUUUCGAAUGGGGUCGAGCCUCAUGGCAUGGAUCUGAGUCAGUACAAAACAAUGCACCCUUCUCGGAGCCCGGAGACAGGCAUAUUCGGCAACACGGAGCAGACACGGGAACUGGAUAUUGUCUUGUCCUCGCAGCGUCCACCAGCGGCCAAAAGGGGCCCGUUCCGUUCCAACGACGAAAGGGAGCGGACAGCCGAGACUAGGAAGAUCGGUUCCUGUAUCCGGUGCAGGAUGCAAAGAAUUCGCUGCGAAAUUGACCCCGAUGAUAAGCAUGGGACAUGUCUAACGUGCCAGAGGGUCUCCAGCGUGAAAAUAUGGCGCUUGCCUUGUCUGCGCUACAAGAUCACGGACGUAAGACUCUUCAAGCCCGGCCCCGUCAAAGGUUACGAGUGGACUCGUAGGUGGACCGAAGGCGUCCCCGGAGAUAUCUCCCUCUGGGAGUCACCCGAUACGAAAUUUGUCAGAGUCACCGAGGGAUACACGAAACACAACAUCUUGCUUCGAGUGCGCAGAUUCGUGCCUCAGGAUGGCGACUCUCUUUCGCGAACUUGGGUUGCUAAUGGGCUGAAGCGGGAGGUGAGGAUACCAGCGUACGCAAUUGUCAACCUUGACGAGGCAAAGAAUGCGUACGACGACUAUAUCAAGUCCGGUUACUACGAAUGUUGCAAGUCGAUCUUGAAGUCCAAAGCAAAACUGUUGCAUGCCACAUAUUUGAUGGCUAUCAAAGCAUCACAAGACCCGCAGACGCCUGACAAGGAACGGGAGCUUCUCACGAAAGCCUUGCGUCUCUGGAUGGCCAUCCGUCUGACGACAAAGUCCACCGUCAUUGUCGGUAGCGAAACUCUGGGCAUGGACCGAGAUAUCAUGGACAACACGAGUCCGUUGCACGGCCAGAUCCCGCUCCCACCAGUCAUGGGCGCUCAAAUCGAGCUUGUUCUGAUCCAUCAAAUCCAAUCGGCUCUUCGACGAGAGCUGUUGGAAAACCUGCAAGCCAUGACGCAGGCAAACAAGCACAAAACAUGGUUCACGACGUAUCUUGUCACAUUCAUUCUGCUGCAUAAUGUCGCCUUGCUAUGCCAACAUGAUGCUGGCUAUGCGCGGAAGCAUGGCAUGAAGACGCGUUUCGCACGGGAGGAUAUGGUGCAAGAAUACCAAACAGGCGCGAACAUCUUAUUAGCGUAUUUCCACUACUGCACAAAAGGCGUUUUCCCCUUCUCCAUGGAUUGCAAGGACCAAGACUUGUCUACUCUGGCAGAACUGGACGAGUCAAAGACAAAAGUCGUCUUGGCGACCAGGAAGGUUGUGAAAGAGCACAGGAAUCAAUGGGCAAAGAUCCGCCAGUCGGCCGAUUACGAGAACGACUUGUUCUACAUCAGCCAGCUGUACGAGGAGCACUGGUCUCCGCUCCCGACGAUUUGA